Pantherophis guttatus is the source of this 2177-nucleotide messenger RNA. RefSeq names its product ring finger protein 14 (gene RNF14). NCBI's taxonomy places the organism in Eukaryota, Metazoa, Chordata, Lepidosauria, Squamata, Colubridae. The record is from RefSeq and is a predicted model, not a curated record. Gene Ontology annotation, biological process: protein ubiquitination. Gene Ontology annotation, molecular function: zinc ion binding; protein binding; ubiquitin-protein transferase activity.
GCGCGGGGUGGCAGUGGUGGUGUUACAGCAAAGAAGCGGAAUGGAGUGGGAACGGGAGUCGAGUCCGCAAAGGGGAGGGCGGCGCUGGAGGCGCGUUGUGGAUCGCGGCGGUCUUGUUCCUUUCGCUCUUGAGGUUCUGUGACGUCACUCGAUCGCUUAGCGCCCCUCUUGCGAGAGCUGGAAGGCGCUCUUGCGCUUUGGGCGCCUCUGAGCUCUCUCGGUAAUAUGGAGGGAAAUGCCUCGGCCUUUUCAGCAGGCUCCGCGCUUGCUUUUUAAAAAUCACGAAUAGGCUGCUCGCCUCGUUGGGUGGGUUCCAAAGUUUCUUCCAGCAAAGGCGCUUUUUGAUCGCGCACGGCUAUUCUUUUUUUUGUUCUGGAGAAAAUCUUUCAUGUAUGGGGUCUCUAGAAGUCGAAAACGGUUUGAUGGCACAUACCCGAUUAUUUUUGUUACUCCGACAAAGCUUAGAGGAUCCCUGCAGGGUGGCACUCCAGUGAAAAAUUGAUCAGAAACAGGAAAGGAUCCUGGAGGAGUUUCAUAAGGAAGAAGAGAGGCUUUCAGAUCGUUUAAAUGUCUUCAGAAGACAAAGAAUCUCAGGAGGAUGAACUUCUUGCUUUGGCAAGUAUUUACGAUGAAGAUGAAUUCAAGAGAGCACAAAAUGUACAAGGAGGAGAAACUCGAAUCUCCGUGGAUGUGCCUCAGAAUUUCAGAGUAUCUUUGAGCGGCAACUUCACAGAGACUCUUGAAAACAGCAAGCUUGAAUAUACAGUAAGCUUUCUGCCUCCAGUGGUGCUGAAUUUUGAAUUCCCAGCAGACUAUCCUUCAACUUCCCCACCUCUGUUCACUCUCAGUUGCAAGUGGCUGUCUCAGGCUCAGCUCACUGCUCUUUGCAGGCACCUAGAUAACUUAUGGGAAGAAAACAGAGGUUCUGUGGUCCUGUUUGCCUGGAUGCAAUUUCUCAAAGAAGAGACACUUGCCUAUCUGAAUAUCGCUUCCCCGUUUGAACCGGAGAUAACUGAGCAAGAAAAACAGCCAAAGGAAGAGGAUGGUUGCUAUGACAUCAAAGAUGCUGCAUCCACACAUAGAGAAUCCUCUGAUACAAGCACUGUAGAGGAUGUUGAGUCUUUGUCAAUCCUGAUUAAGGAAAUUUUAGAUUUUGAUCAGUCCCAAAAGGAGAAGAAUUUCAACUGUAAAAUGUUCACGUGCAAUAUCUGUUUUUCGGUAAAACAGGGAAGCGAAUGUAUGGACUUUAAAGACUGCAGGCAUGUGUACUGCAAGAUUUGCUUGAAGAACUACUUUGAAAUUCAAAUCAAAGAUGGACAGGUUCAUUGCCUGAAUUGUCCAGAACCUGAAUGUUCAUCUGUUGCCACUCCUGGGCAGGUGAAAGAGCUGGUGGAAGAGAAGCUAUUUGCACUUUACGAUCGCCUGCUGCUUCAGUCAAGUUUGGAUUUGAUGGCAGAUGUAGUCUAUUGCCCACGUCCAAGCUGCCAAACCCCAGUGAUGCAGGAUCCUUCUUGCACUAUGGGCAUCUGUUCACGAUGUAAUUAUGCAUUCUGUACUUUGUGUAAAAUGACCUAUCAUGGAGUUUCCCCAUGUAAAGUCACUGCAGAGAAGCUAGCAGAUUUACGCAAUGAAUAUCUUGAAGCAGACGAAGCCACAAAACGAUUUUUGGAGCAGCGCUAUGGCAAAAGAGUUAUUCAGAAGGCUUUAGAGGAGAUGGAAAGUAAAAAAUGGCUAGAAACCAAUUCCAAAUCAUGUCCUUGCUGUGCAACUCCUAUUGAGAAGUUAAAUGGCUGUAACAGGAUGAGGUGCACUGCUUGCAUGCAAUACUUCUGUUGGCUUUGUAUGGGUGUUUUAUCCAGGAUAAAUCCAUACCAGCACUUUAGUGAUCCAGGCUCACCAUGUUUUAACCUGCUGUUUCAAGCUAUGGAAAUUGAGGAUUAAUUUUGGAAUGAAGAGAAUGAUUAAUCUUUAGACAGAAUCAAAAGCUGAAGAAAUGAAGAUGUACCAUGCAUGUUCAAAUUACUUUGAUUAUCGAUGGAUGAGACACAGAAAUCGGCUCAGACCAUCUAGAAAACUGCUUUUGUUUGCUAUCACUAAUUUCAUGGAUGUUAUCUUUUAAUUUAAUUUUCAAAAGCACUGAACACUUAAACAAGGACAUUAAAAUUUCUCAAUGUGCA